AGUGGUGGAUUGACAGGCGCAGCAACUUUCAGCACCACCGCGGCAGUGGACAGCGCCUCGGCUCCCACCGCGUGCGAUGAGCGCAGCCCACGGCCGGCCACACUCAGAGAUCGCAGCAAGCGCGGCCGCCCCGGAUCAUGGAGGCUCGCAGCGCGCUCCCUGUAAAGAGACCCGCGGCCGUGGAGAUUGAAGGCAACGGGUAGACAUCGUGCUUCAACAGCAGCAGCAGCGGCGGCGGCGGCGGCGGUGGCGGCGACGGCACACGCGCAGUACGGUACUCGCCUGUUGCAUCGGUGGGGUGGGGAGGGGAAAGGGCUGCAUCGUCUGUCGGCACUACACCCAGCGCACUUCCACAAUAGUGUGUGUCCGGGGGGGGGGGUGGAGAGGGGGCGCGCAGCCUCUCUGCCUGUCUGUCUCACUGCCAGUCUCUGUUGUCGCUCGACAGUAUCAUUCGCGCGCCUCCCCCUUAAUAAUACACACUCUCUCAACCGUGCUGGGAGAGGUGUCCCGCGGGGGGAGAGCGAGAGAGCACCCGCGAGAUAGCAAUAGUGAGCGAGCCUGCCGACUCCUCUUCCUCAUGAACGUUGCCUGCUCGCCGGGGUCCAACGUAACAUGCCCGCCCACGGCGGCGGAGGAGGAGGAGGUGGUGGAGGAGGCGAUUGCGCUGGAGGUGGUGGUGGGAGCCCCGUGUGUGAAGACAACGCACGCUUCGCUCUCCUUGCGCUGCUCAUCGUGUGCUACAUGCUCUUCGGAGCCGCGGUCUUCUCGGCUCUGGAGCGACCCGCCGAGGAGGAGGCUCGACGACGCUGGUGCAGCAGGCUGAGCAACUUCACCAGGACUCACGGCGUGAGCACAGUUGCCAUGGAAGAGCUGCUCCGGGACUACGAGGCGGCCAGCCUGCAAGCCGCGGUCGGUGCCGACGAGCUGAAGCCCCGCUGGGAUUUUUCGGGAGCCUUCUACUUUGUAAGCACCGUGGUGUCCACCAUCGGCUUCGGGAUGACGACGCCGGCGACCGUGCCGGGCAAGGUGUUCCUCAUCUUCUACGGCAUGCUCGGCUGCUCGGCCACCAUCCUCUUCUUCAACCUCUUCCUCGAGCGCCUCAUCACGCUGCUCGCCUGCGUCAUGCGCUCCUGCCGCCAGCGCCGCUUCUGGCGUAAGGGCCGGCAGGUGGCGGCCGCGUGGGUCUCAGAGGCAGGGCCCUCGGCGCCGGCGGCGGCCGCGGCCACGGCGGCCGCCCCGUGCCCCGGCGGAACGCGGCACGACGGCGGGGCCCGCGAGGCGUGGAAGCCGUCGGUCUACCACGUCAUGCUGAUCCUGGGAGCUGCAGCCAUCGCCAUCGCGUGCUCUGCGUCGGCGCUUUACUCCGCAGUCGAGGACUGGAGCUACGUGGACUCGCUCUACUUCUGCUUCGUGGCGUUCAGCACCAUCGGCUUCGGCGACCUGGUGAGCGGCCAGGCGGCCGUGGCGAAGGACGUCGACCAGAGCGCCUACCGCUUCGUCAACUUCGCCUUCAUCCUGCUGGGCGUGUGUUGCAUCUACUCGCUCUUCAACGUCAUCUCCAUAGUCAUCAAGCAGCUGCUCAACUGGACGCUCAAGAAGGUGGAGCAGGCGCGGCGAUACCUGUGGCAGCGCGGGUUUCGGCCGAGGGGACACAACGCGGUCGUUCCCAGCAACGUUCACCAGCACCAUGAGCACAAUCAUCAUCAGCAACAUCAGCAGCAGCAGCACGGUCGUCAGCAGCCUCGGACACAACAGCAGCAGCAACAACAGCACAGUCAGCAGCAUCAGCGGCAUUGGCAGAGGAGGCAGCAACAGCAGCAGCAGCACCAGAAGAUGCGCACCAUCUCCAUCGAGACGGACCUGGGCGUGGACAGCGAGACGGACGGCGGGCGCCGCAUGUCGGGGGAGAUGAUCUCGAUGCAGGAUUUCCUCGCCUCCAACAAGGUGUCGCUGGCCAUCAUGCAGAAGCAGCUGUCGGAAGCGGCCAACGGUAUGACGGCAGCGUCGGCGUCGAGCGCGCCCGCCGCUGCCGUCAAAGUGGACAACGGGUUUUCGUACGGAGUGGGCUCGCUGGCCAUCAUGAACAAUCGCUUGGCCGAGACGAGCGUCGUGAACUGAAGGAGCCCCGCUGAAUCUUUUUUUUGUUGUUGUCUAGCGGCACAUUUGGUCGCUUUGGUUCGCGCAGGACCGAUUUAUGAACACCCCCCCCCCCUCCCCAAGCGAGAAAAGGCGCGGGCGUGUCUUUUUUUGCAGAGGUUUGCGUGACCACCCUCCCAUUCUGUCUCGCCGGAGAGAUGCCAAAGGUGCACACGAGCGGUAGGAUUUGCGAGCGGUGGCUCACGUCGUCGAAAAAAACGCAAUGUGUGUGCACGGCUUCGAACGAAGGAGUACGACCACCGGCGUAAAGGUCACGGAGUUUGCACUACGAGUUGAACCACGAAAGAAAUAACCUUUUUUCUUUCGAUCAUAAGUUUUUUUCAUGAUUGAACCUGAAUAUAUUUUUUUAAAAAUGUGACAAUUUCAUUCCUUUAUAGGUCCAUCAAAAAGGGCAUGAACGUUCGUUAGAUGGCAGAAGUCAUCCGUCGAUAAGGCAAUGCCAGACCAUGCACGAGAACAUCACAGGCCAUUGAAUAGUUUGAAUGGACUUUGCUGCCCCAUCUAACUACAGCACAAGGCGAGAUGCGGCACCCUCUCACUUGCAUCCAUUGAGUGCUUUAAAGCGUAGCCCAAGUGAGCUGCAAUUUUGAAAAGUGUACUGCUGUUCACAGUGGUUACGCGAUGCAGACUAUCCUUCAUGCCGUGAUGGUAUGCCGGCAGGGACAUGGAAGGCAACUGCUGACAAACAACAUUUUCACGAGCGCAGGGAAGUUUGCGGCACUUUGGCAAAAAUAGAGUUAUGGUGAAAGAAGCGAGGCCAUUUGGAGCGCUGCUUGUACGCUCGCGUUCUUGAGACACUCCUGCGCGGUGCUUUGUCUGGUCUCGUCGCGAGACUCGCGGGUAAGUGGCGCAUGAGCUAAGCCACGCGGUGCGAAGCUGCAAUUAUAUGCGGCCAUAAAAGCGCGUAUUCAUAAAUUGUACAGGUGGCCACUAAAGCGCCAUUCGUGCGGACCGGAAGCACACUUUUGGCAUCAUUUCUGAUUCAUAUUCCAUUCAAAUAAUGAUCGACACCGCAGGCUUAUUUGUACAUUUUUUUUAACACGCUCUGCUUUGGACUAAACGCAAAAGAUUUCGCAAACGAAAUUGCAGAAUCAGAGUUGUAAAGAAGUUGAAAAAGGGACCAUAACGUGGGUGAAAUUGAAAAUAGGAAUGUUUUUUUCGUGGUGCAGUAAUUUUCCGUCGUCUCUUCCGCUAAGCAGGGGGCCUCGGCCUCUAAAUAAUCUGGGUGCUACCCACAAUCCACUCGCCAAUCACAAAGAGACGAAUGCAAUGUACGUGUGUUUUUGCCGUGCUUUGUGGUACAAAAAUUAAGAACAUUUAUCCUGCACGGCCUAUUUAGGGUGUUAAUGCAUUUAAAUUACGCUCGCACCUUAUCGGAUAUUGUCUUUGUCUCAGCCUGCACAUUAACGCACGCCUACUUAACUGAACGCUGUAAAUUUCUGCAGUUCCCUCAUCCCCCCCUCUCCCCGCCCCUCGCAUCCCCCUCCGCUUACCACAGUGCAGCAGCAGCAGCACACAGAAACCAUUUGAUGCGUUCCAAUAGCGAGAGAGAUCAUGGUGCAAAUAACAUGACGGGAAUACAGCUGUCGGAUGCGUCUCUCACUGCUUUUGAUUUCGAUUCCGGGCUAAAUCGCGAAGAUCGCAUGACAGCCCGGGAGAGCUGCGCUGACGCUUGGCACAUUGUGUUGAGAUUAAGCGGAGCCAAGGUAGUGGCUUUUUUUUUUAGCCGUUCAGGAGGAUCUGCCAGGCAAUGUGCCUGUUAUCCGCGUUCGAGAGGCAAGUGGAAUUUGAACAAAUCCACAGGCAGGCAAAUCACUCAGGAUGUUGCGGCGAUAAGAAGGCACCGUUUUUAUACGAAAAAAGAAACGUGUAGGACAGAAUAUAAUUGUAGAAAAUGAAGCCAUAGACAGCAUGUAAUGAUAAGCACAAAGGAGCAGGCGCAUGUAAAUUGCCAAGUGCCGUCGUUGAGAAGGGUAAAUAAUAAUGGAGCACUUUCUGGGUGUGUCACCACCUUUGUGGCGCAACGAAAACUGGGUUGAAUCAUGGGAAGAAUAUUCUACGAAACGGUAAGAACAGGGUCAUUUUACUGAGUGGUGUAUUAAUGACACUACUGACAACACUGGGAGUAUUUGAUGACCCGAAAAAGCUUGGGCAAAAUUCCCAGGACGGUUACACCUCAAAAAAGAGGACAUCCUGGGAAAACCAGAACAGGUAGCAACCUAAAAUAUUCACGUGACGCUUGACUAACAACCACCCUCCGGAGAGUCCGUGUGAUGGUUAGUUAUAUUUUUCCACUGAGAUGCAUAUUUAUCGACUUUCUUGCUACACAACUGUUUAUUUUGGCAAAAAAAAGUAUUGAAUACAUUCAAAAACAGGGUCAAAGGAAAUAGGCCGCGGAGUGACCUCGCACACUGCCUUACAGUUUUCUCAAAUCGUCGCAUUUUCCCCGAGAAAAUUGGUAAGACCUUGAACGCGGCAGGGCUGGGGUCAUGUCACAGAGCCCAUGGUUUAACCCCGUCUUAUGAACUCCACGGAUGCUGCCACAGCGGUGGUUAUGCAGCGCACCGGUCUUGCAACCCAGAGGUCGCCGGUUUCAUUUCAUCAUCUUCCGGUACGGUAGUUGAAACGAUGGUGCAAGUUUCCCCCCCACAACGUCUCUGACCACCCAGCAGUGUAAAUGGGUUGAUCACAGUUAUUUGAUCGGCAGGUCGCGUGCGGUGGGAUAACGCGUGGAUGCUUCCACCUCUUCCAAAAAGUCUGGUCAGCAUCGAAGAGGAGGCCAAAAUGUCCUGCUAGAGAGUCUCUCUACAGCGUCUCCCGCCAGCAUUGGCAUGAGUAAGCAACUUCAGCUUCAUGUCUCCACGUUUGGACAAUUCCGAGAAUGAGCACAUGCAUGGACAACCGAAGCCAAUUCAACCGUAGGUUUCCGCAGCCAUACUUGAUUUUGGGUAAGACCACGCAAUGAAUGAACUCACUAAUGAUAUUACUGAACCCAAAUGUCAAUGGUAAAUCACUUACUGAAGUCAUAUCAAGGUACAGUAGCUCUUAAAGAGCGGAUGAUUAAUUACCAGCGUCCACCCACUGUGGCUGGCCAAAUUCACAAUUGGGAGUCCAAUGACAGGAACAGAAUAAUGGGAAAAGGAUGUUGAAACAAGUGCGGUCUGCUACUGCCCAUGCUGUCGGAGCUUAGAGACACAUCUACAGAUGGGUUUAUUUAUAUAUUCGUAAUGAUAUCGGCGAGGGAAGAAAAAAAACCUUAGAAGACAUAAUAACGAAAUCAGCCGGCUGCUUAAGAACGAGACCUACGCGCGCGACACGGGGGAACAAGAUAUCCAAGACGCGACGCGAGCGUAGUCGCACGGUCGCUGUGAAAUUCAUGAAUUCUUUUCAGGGCCACUCUCGCUCGCUCGCGUGGCCGGAAGAGAAGCCAAUUUAAAAAAAAAGUUUCAUUGCUCAAAGUAGCAGCUGGUGUCGCGAGCCGGUUAUAUAUAUAUUUUAAAAAAUCAACGUGUCUGUGGCACACGUACGCACGGAAGCACGUUUCACUUGCACUUCGUGGCACAUGGUGUACUGCAGCCAAAAUAAAAAAAGAAGCACUCACA
Molecule: messenger RNA, 5759 nt
Organism: Petromyzon marinus (sea lamprey)
Lineage: Eukaryota; Metazoa; Chordata; Hyperoartia; Petromyzontiformes; Petromyzontidae
Product: potassium channel subfamily K member 13-like
Biological process (GO): potassium ion transmembrane transport; stabilization of membrane potential
Cellular component (GO): plasma membrane
Molecular function (GO): outward rectifier potassium channel activity; potassium ion leak channel activity
Source: RefSeq, a predicted model, not a curated record